AUGACCGACCCCCCCAGACUUCAUCUCCUGCCUGACGUGAGCCAGCAGAUAGCGGCAGGGGUAGGGGAAGUUGACCGUCUCGCCAUUGAAGGUCCUCAAACAGACAAAGCUAAUACAGACAAUAUACCAGCCAAGACAGACAAUAUACCAGCCCAGACAGACAAUAUACCAGCCAAGACAGACAAUAUACCAGCCCAGACAGACAAUAUACCAUCCCAGACAGACAAUAUACCAUCCCAGACAGACAAUAUACCAUCCCAGACAGACAAUAUACCAGCCAAGACAGACAAUAUACCAGCCAAGACAGACAAUAUACCAGCCCAGACAGACAAUAUACCAGCCAAGACAGACAAUAUACCAGCCAAGACAGACAAUAUACCAGCCAAGACAGACAAUAUACCAGCCCAGACAGACAAUGUACCAGCCAAGACAGACAAUACAGACAGUUAA
Physella acuta is the source of this 450-nucleotide messenger RNA. RefSeq lists its product as uncharacterized. Lineage: Eukaryota; Metazoa; Mollusca; Gastropoda; Physidae. The record is from RefSeq and is a predicted model, not a curated record.